AUGCAUGAAAAAGCAGCUCCCCUGAAGAGCCUUGAGCCCAUGCACGGCCGUGAGAAGCUGGAGACAUCUCACAAGCAGAGGAGUUUGGAUUCCCUCGAUGGCAGCCUCCGCCUGAAUGAAGCCCUGAAGGAUGAGGACAUCAAAAAAUGCCACCGGGAAGUGGCUGCUAGCAAGUACAACUCCCAGUACCACAAGCUGUUCAAGGACAUCCCCUCGGAGGAGAGCGUGUUGAAAGUUUGCUCCUGCGCACUCCAGAGAGACAUCCUCAUCCAGGGAAGGCUUUACAUCUCCCCCAACUGGCUCUGCUUCUACGCAAACCUUUUUGGGAAGGAUAUCAAGGUGGUGAUCCCGGUGGUGUCCGUGCAGCUGAUAAAGAAGCACAAGACCGCUCGGCUGCUGCCCAACGGCCUGGCCAUCACCACCAACGCCAGCAGGAAGUACAUCUUCGUGUCUCUCAUCUCCCGUGACAGUGUCUAUGAUGUCCUGAGGAGAGUCUGCACACACCUGCAGGUUUCGAGUAAGAAGAGCUUGAGCUUGAGGGAGCUGACAGAGGAGCCUGACGCUGUGUCACUGGAGGUGAUUGUCCCUGAGGGCAAGUGGAGGAAGGUGUCACCUGCUUCACUGUCCCUGUCGCUGCCAGACACCGACUACCAGUGCAUCCACCGCACCUCCGUCAGCAGCCUGAGCGCCAAGGAGAGCUCCUUCACCUCCGAGGAGCCCCUGGUUUCAGAAAGUGCAAUAAACACGGAGGAGGAGCUGGAGGUGGAGCAGGGCUGCGUGGCGGAGCUGAGACCCUCUGACUACCAGCUCCUGAAGAUCUUCAUCGUGCUGAUCUGCCUCCUGGUCGUGUCCUCGUCAUACCUGGCGUUCCGCAUCUUCCGCCUGGAGCAGCAGCUCUGCUCGCUCAACCGGGACUACCUCUCCCGUGGGCACAGGAGGUGA
This is a messenger RNA of Nestor notabilis (Kea), 942 nucleotides long. RefSeq names its product GRAM domain containing 2 (gene GRAMD2A). Gene Ontology annotation, biological process: regulation of store-operated calcium entry. The transcript has 10 exons. Gene Ontology annotation, molecular function: phosphatidylinositol-4,5-bisphosphate binding. Lineage: Eukaryota; Metazoa; Chordata; Aves; Psittaciformes; Psittacidae. The coding region runs from base 1 to 942 and encodes 313 amino acids. Gene Ontology annotation, cellular component: extrinsic component of cytoplasmic side of plasma membrane; endoplasmic reticulum membrane; organelle membrane contact site. The record is from RefSeq and is a predicted model, not a curated record.